AUGCGCUCCCCUUCGCAUCCGAACAGAACCGUGCCUCCCGCCGGUCCCGAAACAGCCAAUCGCAACCCAUUAAGAGCGUCCUCGCUAAGGGCUUCCUCCGAAAACUCGUUUCCCGUCGCCGUUCCGUCCCCCUCAGGUGCGCCCUCCGAUUCCGUCUUAGCCGAUCUCUCCUCCGCUAUUGCUCUCUGCAACCGCAUCGUCCAUCUCUCAGGCCCUUACCCUACCUCUACUUCCCCUCACCGGCACUCCGCCUCCCUCCCCACUUCCCCCUCCGCCUCCCCUUUCCACUCAACCGGCCCCCCUCUUCCCCCGAUUCGAAACGCCGCCCUCCGUAUAGCUGCCGAACGUGUUUCGAAACGAACCAAGCAGCUCCUGCCGAUCCUGAUUCAGCUGCAAGGCGCACUCAGAGCGUUGGGGGGAGGAGCUCACUGGGAGGGGAAGAAGACGGCGGAGGAGUCAGGGCAGGGGGAGGCGGAACAGGGGAAGGCGGAUAUGGAGUGGGAGGAAAGGGAGGGGGAUCAAAAGGAAGGGGAGAUUUUGGAGGAGGGCCAGGAGAAACAGGUGAAGGUGCGGUUGCUACUGGGGCGGGUAGAGGUGAGCAGAGCGAUACCAGGGGCGCUAGCAGCUCUGCUGCUACUGCCCACACUGCCACAUCCCCUUAUGCCGUCCCCGCCGCCGUCGCCGCUACUGCUGAUGCUGCUGCGGCUGCGGCUGGCGCCAGUUAUGAUGGGGGCAGGGGACGUGCAACCGUCACAGCCUCACCACCUGCACCCUUCACUUCCACCCACCCGCCUUCCUCUCUCAGGCGCCUCUUCCCCCCGUAGUUCCACUGCCACUGGCACUUCUGUCUUUUCUGCCGGCCCCGCUGCCGCCCGCCAGCUGGUCGUCUCGCUCUCCCGGGGAUCUGCGCUGGAAAAGCGGGCGGCGCUGAUGGCGCUUUUGGAUUUAUCUGAGUUGUCGGAUGCGGGGAAGCUGCACGUGACUGCAGCGGGCGUGGUUCCUGUGAUUGCAGUGCUGCUCAAUCAUCCGGACCUGGGAGCCAGCUUCAGCAGCAGUAGCUUCGGAAGCAGCGGGGGGACAGGCGGGAUAGGUGGUGCAGGUGGUGCUGUUGGCGUAAGCAGGACCGGGAGUGGUACCAGGAGUGCACAAACGUCGAGCAUAGGGGAAGAGCUUAAGUUACUUUCUCUGCAACUGCUCCUAUUGCUCGUGUCUCUUGAUGAGAACCGAGCCGUGGUAGUGAAGGCUGGGUGCGUCGCGAUCCUAGUCAGCAUCCUCCGAACCGGAUCGCCGGACCUGCGCGCCGUGGCUGCGCGGGUGCUUUGGAAGGUGGCAGUGGGGGGAGGGGGAGGGGGAGGGGGAGGGGGAGGGGGAGGGGGAGGGGGAGGGGGCGGCGGCGACAAUCCCAGGGCUGCGAUCGCAGCGAGUGAGGCGAUUCCGUCGCUGGUGGCGAUUCUGCAGUCGCAGACAGACGCUGCUGUGAAGCAGGAUGCUGCUGACGCCAUUGCUCACCUCACAGCCAACAACGAGAAGAACCAGAUGGCAGUGGCGGAAGCAGGGGCUAUCCCAGCGCUGGUAACCAUGUUACGAGACGGCAGCACGGGCGAGCAGGAGCGAGCAGCUCUGGCGGUGGGCACGCUGGCAGUGAACAGCAGCGACAACAAACUCGCCAUCUCCCCUCCCUCCCUUCCUCCCUCCCUCCCUUCCUCCACACAGGCUCUCUCUCUCACCCUUUCAUGUACUUACACUCUCGUUCCCAUCUCCUCCCUUCGCUUCUGCUGCUCACCCCUCUCCCCCCAAUUCCCACGCCAGAUGGCAGUGGCGGAGGCAGGGGCUAUUCCGGCACUAGUCACCAUGCUGAGGGACGGCAGCACGGGCGAGCAGGAGAGGGCGGCUCUGGCGGUGGGCACGCUGGCAGUGAACAGCAGCGACAACAAGCUCGCCAUCCCCCUUCCCUUACUCACUCCCUCGCAUACCCUCUUUCUCACCCUUCCUCAACCUUCUCCUUCUACUGCUGUUAACCCCCCCCCAACCCCCCCCCAUUUCCCACCCCAGAUGGCAGUGGCGGAGGCAGGAGCCAUUCCGGCUCUAGUGACCAUGCUGAGGGACGGCAGCACAGGCGAGCAGGAGCGAGCAGCUCUGGCGGUAGGCACGCUGGCAGUGAACAGCAGCGACAACAAGCUCGCCAUCGCUGCUGCUGGCGCCGUGCCUCUGCUGCUCGACCUCCUCUUCCACUCUGUCGCAGCUGCUGCUGCUGCCAACACUGCUUCUGCUGCUGCUUCUGCCGCUGCCGCUGCUGCUGCUGCUGGUACUGAUGGUGGUGAUGGUAGUGCUGCUGCUGCUGCUGCUGCUGCUGCUGCUGGUGGUGUUGCAGGGCAGGCAGGGAGAUCAAGGCGAUCAGGGCGAGCAGGGCAAUCCGCCUCUGCCGAACCUUCGCCACGAGCGCCCACAGCAUCAGCCUCUCUUCCGCCCUUCCUCUCCCCAUCUUCCUCCUCCGCCUCCGCGCCCCCGCUCCCUCCCGCCAUCGCCAAGACCUGCGCCUGGACGCUCUACGUCCUCUCCUCGGACUCUGUCUCAGCCUCGUUCAUACUCGCUAAUGACGGGCUCGAGAUAGUGUAUAAGGUGUACAAGGAAGGCCCGUCGGAGGCGCAGUUCUGGGCGGGGCACAUGCUGCAGCUGCUGGAUCCCACGUUCCGGCGCCCGGAGAAGCAAGCGAGCUCUAGGAGGUAUGCCUGGACCUCUCCUUCCUCUUCCUUUGUUCUGAAGCAGCAGCAGCAGCAGCAGCAGCCACAGUUACAGCAGCAGCAGCAGCAGGCAGUGGUGCAACCGGAACCGGCGCAGCAGUUUCCAAGAAACUUCUCAUCUGAUAGUCUUCAGCAGUCGCUCGCGGCACAGCAGCAGCUGGGCCAAAAUCAGAAUCAGAAUCAGAAUCAGCAGCAGCUGGUGGCACGGGGUGCUCCCUUGCGGCCCUGA
Messenger RNA from Closterium sp. Naga37s-1, 2970 nucleotides. The record is from the annotation of a GenBank genome assembly. NCBI's taxonomy places the organism in Eukaryota, Viridiplantae, Streptophyta, Zygnematophyceae, Desmidiales, Closteriaceae.